AUGCCAUUAAUCUUUUCUGCACUUGUGUUGUAUCUACGUUUCAGCAGUAUACCAAAAACAAAACCUCCUACUAGCUACCACCCAAUUGAUGUCAGUUCACUGCCAGAAUUCUUCUAUAACUAUCCACUGAAAACUAAAUUUCAACUAGUUUAUAUUCCUUCCAGAAGUGAAACUUUGAAAGCUCUCACUGAAAUAGUGGAACAAACCUUUGAUGUUGAGUUCGAAGUUUUAGGAUUUUCUUCAGAGUCGUUGUUUGAAAGUUAUAUACUUAAGGAUCCCAAAGCUUUCUACGCAUUGGUGGGAAUUGUUUUUGGCCAUAAUUUCAGUGACAGCAAUGAACCUUUGCCACUCUCGGUUGAAUACAGCUUGCGCUUUAGUUACAUUCAGAGGAAUCUUUUAUCUUUGAAGCAUGUGUAUUUUCAAGCUGACUUAGAAGGCUGGUGCACAUCCUUUCUUUAUCCUCCUAACCCAAGCCAAGAACCCCGGGAAAUUGUAUAUGCUGAUGGAGGAACUCCUGGCUACCAUAAAGAAGGCUUCUUGGCCAUUCAGCAUGCUGUGGAUAAAGCCAUCAUGUGGCACCAUGCUCAAAAUGCGACGGUCAACUUGUUUGAGAGUCUUAGUGUACUAUUGCAGAGGUUCCCAUAUGGACCUCAUGUCCAGGACAAGUUCUUCAUGCUGCUUCAGAAUGAGUUCCCUCUGCUCCUCAUGCUUAGCUUCAUUUGCAUCGAGCUCAUUAUCAUUAAUUCCAUUACACUGGAAAAGGAGAGAAAACUUAAGGACUAUAUGUGUAUGAUGGGAUUGGACAGCUGGCUACACUGGAUUGCUUGGUUCAUCAUGUUCUUUAUUUCUGUCCUCAUUGCUGUUUCUGUUAUGACAGUUCUCUUCUGCACAGAGGUAACUUUAGGAUGUUUCUUCUACUUGGUUCUAGGCCUUACUGUCCCUUCAAGUGGACAAGCAUAUAUCAAUGGAUACGACAUUUCAACCGACAUGGUUCAAAUUCGGAAGAGCAUGGGCUGGUGUCCCCAGAAAGAUAUCUUAUUUGAAAACUUAACAGUAGCAGAACAGCUUUCUUUCUAUGCUCAGCUGAAAGGCCUGUCACCCCAAAAGUGUCCUGAAGAAGUGAAGCACAUGCUGUACGCCCUCAAUAUGGAGGACAAGCGGAAUUCGCCAUGCAAGUACCUGAGUGGAGGGAUGAAGCGCAAGCUCUCCAUCGGCAUUGCCCUCAUAGCGGGUUCCAAGUUGUUGAUUCUGGACGAGCCCACCUCGGGCAUGGACGCCAUCUCCAGGAGGGCCAUCUGGGACCUUCUUCAGCAGCAGAAGAGUGACCGCACCAUCCUGCUGACUACGCACUUCAUGGACGAGGCUGACCUGCUGGGGGACCGCAUCGCCAUCAUGGCGGAUGGGGAGCUGCAGUGCUGUGGGUCGUCUCUGUUCCUCAAGCAGAAAUAUGGUGCAGGCUACUAUAUGACUUUACUGAAAACACCUUUCUGUGACACACAGAAGCUCUGUCGUCUUAUCUAUCAUCACAUACCAAAUGCAGUUUUGGAGUCUGAUGUUGCAGAAGAAUUAAUAUUUAUACUUCCUAAAGAGAGCACACACAGGUUUGAAUCUCUAUUUGCUGACCUGGAACUGAACCAGUCAGAGCUGGCAAUCUCCAGCUUUGCAGCCUCUGUCACCACCAUGGAGGAAGUGUUCAUUAGAAGUUGGUGUAAAAAUGACUGCAAGGAAGUUGGUGGAUGUAAAAUGUUCGGAUACCCUAUAGAGGAGUUCCUGUUAAGAAAGGCAAAAGAGGAGCCCGAAAACUUCGAUAGGCUUUAUGUGGUGGCAGCUUCCUUUGAAGUCAAAGACAAUGCCACCAUAGUUACUGCACUGUUCAAUAACCAGGCAUACCACUCCCCUGCCGUGGCUCUGGCUCUGGUGGACAAUCUGCUCUUCAGGUUGCUUUCUGGCGCUAGUGCUUCCAUUACCACAUCCAACUACCCUCAACCGCAGACGGAGGAGGAGCUCUCCGAAAGCCUCCUGUACCAGGGCGCUAAAGGAUAUUAUCUUAUUGUCAACUUGCUUUUUGGGAUAGCUUUUCUGUCUAGCUCUUUUUCCAUCUUGACAGUCAGAGAGAGAUGCAUGAAGUCCAAACAGCUGCAGUUUGUGAGCGGUGUCUGCAUAACUGCUUUCUGGUUCUCUGCUCUGCUGUGGGACCUCAUCUCCUCCCUUAUCCCCACUCUACUGUUAAUGGUGGUGUUUUUAUACUACAAUGAAGAGGCUCUCACCCAGCAUGGGAACGCCCCAGCUGUGGUCUUGAUGCUGAUGCUCUACGCCUGGGCCAUCAUCCCCUUCAUCUACAUGAUCAGCUUCUCCUUUGACAAUGCUGGUAAUGCUUGCGUUAAACUUGUCAUAAUACUGACCUUUCUGAGCAUUGGCCCCACAGUGCUAGUCUUAGCCACCAGUGAACAAGGUCUGGGCUACACAGAAAUCUCUCAGUCCUUGGAUCAUGUAUUCCUAAUAUUUCCAGGGCACUGCCUAGGGAUGGCCUUUUCCAAUUUGUAUUACAACUUCGAACUAAAAAAAUUUUGCAGUGCCAAGAACCUAAGUGAUACUGAGUGCAAUGAAGUUUGUGACGGCGGCAACAAGCGAAAGCUGAGCAUUGGCAUCGCCCUCAUUGGAGAGCCUGCAGUCAUCUUCCUGGACGAGCCGUCCACUGGCAUGGACCCCGUGGCCAGACGCCUGCUGUGGGACACAGUGGCCCGGGCCCGGGAGUCUGGCAAGGCCAUCGUCAUCACCUCCCACAGCAUGGAGGAGUGCGAGGCGCUGUGUACCCGGCUGGCCAUCAUGGUGCAGGGCCAGUUCAAGUGUGUGGGCAGCCCGCAGCACCUCAAGAGCAAGUUUGGCAGCGGCUACUCCCUGCAGGCCAAGGUCCACAGCGAAGGGCAGCAGGAGGCUCUGGAGGAGUUCAAGGCGUUCGUGGACCUGACCUUCCCAGGCAGCGUUCUGGAAGAUGAGCACCAGGGCUUGGUCUGUUACCACUUACCUGGACACAACCUUUGCUUGUCAAAGGUGUUUGGGAGUCUGGAGAAAGCCAAGAGAAAGUACAAGUUGGAAGACUACUCCAUCAAUCAGGUCUCCUUGGAGGAUGUCUUCCUGAGUUUUACCAACCCUAUACAACCCACUCAAAGAAAAGACCAAGCGCAAGCAGACUCCUCCCUCUCACUGCCUCCCCCGCCACCUGCUCAGAGCAUGGAGGAGGGGGCCGGCCUGAGCUGCGCAGGGAAGAGUCGCACCUCCCAUGGACCAAGUUCUGCUAGUGGGGACCCCUGGGGCUCUCCUGCUCCCUGGGCUGUGAACACCCGUUUACUUCCCUUCCUCCUGCUGCAGCCUGCCGGGACCCGGACACCCAGCACAGGCCAGGCGGCGAGGACAGCGAGUGUGCCGGACCGGGCGGGAGGCGUUCCGCGGGAGCCCACGGAGACAGGCCCGGGCCUUCGUGCCAACGCCCGGCGUCUCGACACCGGGCCCGGUUCCCGGAAGCCGGCGGCAGGGCGUCAGGCGCUAGUCCGGAGGGGCCCGGCCGGAGGCGGCCCGUCAGCCGUCCUCAGACGGGAGCUCGCCCGCGCUGGCACGGAGGACCCGAAGCCCGGCACCGGCUUCACAGACAGCCCGCCGGCGCCAGCAGCGACCGUGCGGUACCGGGACCGACCCGGGCGGCCCGAGGCCGCGCUGGCCUAG
Dipodomys ordii (Ord's kangaroo rat) is the source of this 3720-nucleotide messenger RNA. RefSeq names its product ATP-binding cassette sub-family A member 3-like. Lineage: Eukaryota; Metazoa; Chordata; Mammalia; Rodentia; Heteromyidae. The transcript has 21 exons. The coding region runs from base 1 to 3720 and encodes 1239 amino acids. Gene Ontology annotation, cellular component: intracellular membrane-bounded organelle; membrane. Gene Ontology annotation, molecular function: ATP hydrolysis activity; lipid carrier activity; ABC-type transporter activity. The record is from RefSeq and is a predicted model, not a curated record. Gene Ontology annotation, biological process: lipid transport; transmembrane transport.